AUGGCUCUAAAAAGGCCGAGAGCUUCAAACUCUAAUACUAAAAAUGAUCACGAGAUGUCCACGUCGCGGUGGAUUCAUGAGACUGUGAAAGGUUCUCAUGAGUUUAAGAUAAAAGGAUAUUCUCUAGCAAAGGGAAUGGGAGUUGGUAAAUACAUGGCUAGUGGAAAAUUCACAGUUGGUGGUCAUGAAUGGGUUGUACAUUUUUAUCCAAACGGAAAUACUGAAGCUAGCAAGGAGUACGUAUCCGUGUUCCUAAAAUUAAUAAGCCCUGGACAAGAAGUUAGGGUGUUGUAUGAAUUUAAAUUACUGGACCAAAGCUCCAGUAAAUAUGGUGUUCAUUAUGUUAGUCCUGAACCUCCAAUGACGGGAUGGAAUAAGUAUACGAAGAGGUCGGAAUUUGAGACCUCAAGCUAUCUCAAGGAUGAUUGUCUUACCAUCCAUUGUACGGUCAGAGUAGUGCAAACUCAUGUUGAAACAUUGCAAACUCGUGUUGAAGAAGGGCAGCAAUAUGUUAUUCCCGUACCUCCAUCAGAUUUGAGUCAGAAUCUCAAAGGUUUGCCGGAAUCUGGAGUUCAUUCUGAUAUUACUUUUCAGGUUGGCGAUAAAUCUUUCAAAGCCCAUAAGUCGAUUAUUGCAGCGCGAUGUCCACCUCUAGACACGGAAACGGUAGCCAUUGAAGAGUUCGAUCCCUUUGCCUUUAAGGCCAUGUUGCUAUUUUUGUACUCAGAUGAACUUCCUGAACCACGUGAACUUUCUGAUUUAGAUCCUCAUUGCACUUCAACUACAAUUAUUCAACAUUUGUUAGUUGCAGCAGAUCGCUUUGUUCUUGCCCGAUUGAAACUCAUGUGUGAAGCAAAAUUAUGUGAACAAAUAGCUGCAAAUACUGUGGCAACAAUACUGGCCCUUGCAGAUCACCACCAAUGUUUGCAACUUAAAACUGCCUGUCUAAACUUUGCAGCUAAACCCGAAAAUUCUGGAGAGGUUAUCAAGUCUGCUGGGCUUGCGCGUUUGGAGAAGAACAAUCCCUCACUAGUGAUUGAGCUGUUGAAGGCUCGUGCAGUGGCAGAUGAAAAAUGA
This is a messenger RNA of Papaver somniferum (opium poppy), 1077 nucleotides long. RefSeq names its product BTB/POZ and MATH domain-containing protein 3-like. Gene Ontology annotation, biological process: protein ubiquitination. The record is from RefSeq and is a predicted model, not a curated record. Bases 1 to 1077 code for a protein of 358 amino acids. The transcript has 4 exons. NCBI's taxonomy places the organism in Eukaryota, Viridiplantae, Streptophyta, Magnoliopsida, Ranunculales, Papaveraceae. Gene Ontology annotation, molecular function: protein binding.